CGGGGUUUGGUGUGGCACCACUUGGGACUUGUUGCAACUCGUUCCCGCACCAGCCCUCACUGGGCUCCGCACCCAGGCCCGGGGAGGCGCGGUCGGGGCGGGAGUCAGCUUCCCUCCGCCGACCUGACGCUCUGCAGAUACCCAGAUACCUCUCAUCAGUGCACCAAUGGACAUUUGAAAGUGCUGUUGUCAGAUGCUUGGAAUCAUGGAAACCUCAUCGAUGCUGUCCUCAUUGAAUGAUGAGUGUAAAUCAGACAAUUACAUUGAGCCUCACUACAAGGAAUGGUAUCGAGUAGCCAUUGAUGCACUCAUUGAACAUGGGUUAGAAGCAUACCAAGAAUUUCUUGCCAAGGAACGAGUAUCAGAGUUUCUAGCUGAGGAAGAAAUUAAUUAUAUUCUGAAAAAUGUCCAGAAAGUUGCACAAACUACGGCUCACGGUACUGAUAACUCCUAUGACGAUACCUCAUCUUCAGGGACUUACUGGCCCAUUGAGUCCGAUGUGGAAGCUCCAAAUCUUGACUUGGGCUGGCCGUAUGUGAUGCCAGGACUCUUGGGGGGCACCCAUAUAGACCUCCUCUUUCAUCCACCGAGAGCACAAUUACUUACAAUUAAGGAAACUAUUCGGAAGAUGAUCAAAGAAGCAAGAAAGGUCAUUGCUUUAGUGAUGGAUAUAUUUACAGAUGUGGACAUUUUCAAAGAAAUAGUGGAGGCAUCAACUCGAGGGAUAUCUAUAUACAUUCUGCUUGAUGAGUCCAACUUUAAUCAUUUCCUAAAUAUGACUGAAAAACAGGGCUGUCAAGUUCAACGACUAAGGAAUAUUCGAGUGCGGACAGUAAAAGGCCAAGAUUAUCUUUCCAAAACAGGAGCAAAAUUUCAUGGAAAAUUGGAACAGAAAUUUUUGUUAAUUGACUGCCAGAAAGUUAUGUAUGGUUCCUACAGCUACAUGUGGUCAUUUGAAAAAGCUCACCUCAGCAUGGUUCAGAUAAUCACAGGACAGCUUGUUGAGUCCUUUGAUGAAGAAUUUCGAACUCUCUAUGCCAGAUCCUGUGUCCCCAGUUCAUUUGCUCAGGAAGAAUCAGCCAGGGUGAAGCAUGGCAAAGCACUCUGGGAGAAUGGCACCUACCAGCGUUCACUUUCUUCAUUAGCUUCUGUUUCCAGCCAAAGAAACCUUUUUGGCAGACAAGACAAGAUUCAUAAACUAGAAUCCGGUUACUUCAAAAACAGAGGGAUAUAUACUCUAAAUGAACAUGACAAAUAUAGCAUAAGAAAUCAUGGAUACAAGCCUCAUUUUAUUCCAAACUUUAAUGGUCCAAAUACAGUUCGUCAGUAUCAAUCCAGUCAGAUAAAUGAAAAUUGGAAGAGGCAUAGUUAUGCUGGAGAACAGCCGGAAACAGCACCAUACCUACUUCUUAACAGGGCUCUGAAUCGAAACAUUAAUCCGCCAGGUAACUGGAAAAAGCCUUCAGAUAGUCUCAGUGUGGCUUCCUCAGCGCGAGGAGGCUAUGUGAGCCGCCAAAACACACCUGCCCAGAGUUUUGCGGAUCGGCUCGCCCAGAGAAAAACAACAAAUCUUGCAGAGAGGAACUCAAACGUACGGAGGUCUUUUAACGGGACAGAUAAUCAUAUUCGCUUUUUGCAACAACGAAUGCCAACCCUUGAACAUACCACAAAGUCCUUCUUGCGUAACUGGAGAAUUGAAUCCUACUUAAAUGAUCACUCAGAAGCUGCACCUGAUUCAAACGGGUCAGCUCUAGGUGACCGGUUUGAGGGCUAUGAUAGUUCUGAAAAUUUGAAAGCCAGUGCUCAUUAUACUCAUUCUCGGCUUCGUUCCUCUUUUGUGUUUAAACCAACAUUACCUGAACAGCAGGAGGUGAACAGUUGCACGACCGGCUCCUCAAAUUCAACUGUCAUCGGUUCCCAGGGAAGUGACACACCUAAGGAGGUCCCGGAUACCCCCACGAGCGGACAGCACGGGAUGGACAAACCUGUGCCAGAAUCAAGCCCCAAGCUCCCACUGCAGUCAGAGGCACCACAAAUGCACACUUUGCAGGUUCCUGAAAACCACUCCCCAGUCUUAAAUCAAGCUACAAAUGGCCACACGGAGGCCAACAACUAUUUAUAUACAUCCUUGUGUGUAAAUAAGCAGACAGAAAAUCUAAAGAAUCAACAAAAUGAAAAUGUGCUCAAACGGCGCAGUUUCCCAUUCUUAGACCACUCAAAAGCCAACUUAGAUCAUGGACAUAGUAAGCAUUACGUAUAUAGCACACUUACCAGGAAUCGAGUUAGACAACCAGAAAAACCCAAAGAAGAUUUGCUGAAAAGUUCUAAAAGCAUGCACAACGUGACCCAGAGCACAGAAGAGGACAGGGAGGUCAUUAAGAGACAGCCUCCCAGCGUCCCCACAACCAAAUCAAUUUCCGUCGCUGCUUUGCUUGAUAUGAAUAAAGAUGAACCUAGCAAAGAACUCACUUCAAAGAAGGAAGUUAAGGGCUCUCCAAGUUUUUUGAAAAAGGGAUCUCAGAAGUUAAGGUCUUUACUUAGUCUUACCCCAGAGAAGAGAGAAAAUCUCUCCAAAAAUAAAGCACCUGCCUUCUACAGAAUGUGUAGUAGUUCUGACACUUUAGUUUCUGAGGCUGAAGAGAAUCAGAAACCAAAAAAAUCAGAACCAAAAUCUGAUUCAUCUCCUAGAAGAAAGCGUUCUUCCUCAUCAAACUCUCAAAGCAGUGUUCACAAGAGUAAGGAAGAUGUAACCAUUAGCUCAUCUCAGGGGAUAAGUUCUUCAUCAGAUGAAGGUAGCAAACUCAUACCUGCUCCAGGUCCAGUUGAAAACAAGUUCUUGGAAAGAGCAGGAGAUGCCUCUGCCCCAAGAUUUAACACGGAACAGAUCCAAUAUCGAGAUUCGAAGGAGAUUAAUACAGCUCUUGCUCCUGAAAGAAAACCAGCUGCUUCUCCAAGGCCAAAGCCCAAUGAGCUUCUAAGAUCUCAUUCAACCGACAGGCGCAUUUACAGUCGUUUUGAGCCAUUUUAUAAGAUUGAAAGCUCUAUUCAGCCAGCAAGCAACAUACCAAAUACUGGUGUGCACCGCCCAGAAAUAAAAUCCACAACUGUGGGCAAGAGUUAUGGCAGGUCCAGCCCAAUGCUUAAUUACAGUGCUGGUGUGUAUCACUCAUACCAGCCAAAUGAAAAUAAGUUCCGAGGAUUUAUGCAGAAGUUUGGAAACUUUAUACACAAAAAUAAAUGAAAUACUGUAAUUUCAAAUAGUUUUUAAAACACAAAUGACUACAGCUAUAAACAUUUGUCCAAAGAACUUUGUGGGCAGUUUUUGUAAUGUGCCAAUAGAUUUCUGUAGGGAGAGAGUUUGGGGUAUGAUGUGUAUGUUUACCAGUAUACUAAUAUAUGGUAAAAUUCUUCUGUGUGAUAGAGUUAGUUGUGCUUAAUUACAGUGUAGAUGGAAUGUCUCUAUACACACGACUUUUAAAUGGGAAUGGUAAAUAGAAUGUAAUUAAAUUGUUUUCUGCAGACUGAAGAUCUUAAGUCUCAAAUAGAAGCUUUAGUAGAGAGAGAUGGUGUAUGGAUUUGAAGCAUUUGGUCCAAAGUCUUCCCUUUUAAGAAAGGAUCCUAAUACUAUCAGGGGCCCUUUAUAAUAUAUCUUUAUGGGUUUUCUUAUCUCCAAAUUAUGAGAAGGAUAGGACAAAGCCUUUUUGGGUUUUAAUUACCUUUAAACUCUACAGGACAACUUGCUGUAUUUUCUUAAUUUCCCUGUGGAGCAUAUACAACCAUACAGUUUAAACUCUGUAGCUCAGCAUAUCUUUCAUUUUGACUGAGGUCUUUGCAAAAUAUCAACCUCAUGUGGUACAUGGUAGAAAUUUCUUUUCCUCAUUUUGUGAAAACCAUCCAGGUUGUCCUGCUUUCCACUCUGGACCAGAGGAGCCCACUCUGCUCUCACCAGUCAGAUGCUGAACUUUUAUGGUCAUUCCUUCCCUUCAAACUUAGAGCAAGUAGCAGAUAUUUGGGAAACCUGAAUUAUACCUCUCCUCUAAGAGAAAAAACCAUUGAGAAAUGUAAACUUUUGCAUAAAUUUUAUCUUAGAUCAGUAUGACAGCACUUAGGUGUUUUGCUUGCAAAAGUCCUUGCUCUUUUUUAUGCUUUGCCAAAUAAUAGUGGGAGCGCAGUGUUUUCACGAAAGUACCGUGAUAGACAUAAGAAGUGGCAUCUGGCCCAAUUCUUUCAUGACCAGAGAACCUGGUUGAAAGUUUUAAAUCUUUCCCUAUCUUAACUGGAUCAUCAUCAAUCAUUUAGAUCAUAUGAAACCGUUUGCCUUUCUUAGAAUACUGAAAUUAAAGCCCCACAUCCAUUAAAGAAACUUUAACUUGACUUCACUUCAUCCACAAAGGACAGAAUUCAAGAAACAAUGUAUCAUUUGAGACAUGUGAGAUAUUUCUGUAACACUUUAAAUAUAUCAACACCUUCUAAGUUGUAAUGUGGGGCAGUAUAUUGUUUUAAAAAUUCAAGAUUCAGUCAAAUAAUAUCUGUCGUUAAAACAAGGAGCAUCGAAGUAUCACUCAUUAAGAUAGCUUUCCACAGUAUUUAAAAACCACAAUGAGAACAUGACAAGAGAAAACAUGACAGUAGGGAAAAAGAAAACCUAACAUUUAGUGAGCACUUUUUUGGACCAGGUCUUGAGCUAGAACCUAUAGUUCCCACAACAAUUAUUUGGGGGCCACUCUUGUUCUCAUUAUUUGUGGAUGAUGACUGAGGUGAUAAAUGAGACUUUGAGACUCAGAGAAGUAAUGCUCCAUGUCAGACAACUAAUAAGUCACGGUACUAAAAGUGUCUAUGACAUUCUCUCAUAUCCUGUUAUCUCCCAAAUGUGUUCAAUAUAUGCCUCGCCCAAAAUGUUGAGAAUUAAAUGAGAGAAUGUUUAUAUUUUCUGACUCAAUGGCAAGCAGCCAAGAAAGCUUUAGUUGAAUUCCACCAGACAAUGGGACACAUAGGGCUCAAAAUAAUGAAAUUGACAUUAAUUUCUGAUUGUAACUUAGCAAGCCAGUUAUAAUUGUCAGGCCACCAUUUUGAGCUUGGGCUGGUUUACCUGUGACAAUGAAAAGGAAAAGGGAACUACAAGUUGAACUUGUGUCUGUGCUAGGCAAAGUAGUCCUUUAGGAAGCUAGGCAGGGAAUGGAACUCAAUGUUAAAUGUAUAAUCUUGUGAAGUAUUCACAAUAGCGCUAUGAGUUAAAUACUUCCUUUUUGCAAAUGAGAAAACUAAUCCUUCGUGAAGUUACAUAACUUUCCAAGAGUCACACGGCUCUAUAUGGGUAGAACUGGGUUUGAACACAGAAUUUGGUUUGAAUGCAAAAGCCUGUAUUUUUAAUACUAUACCACACCAUACAUUGCCGACUUCUACUCCAUUAUGAUUGAGGCAACUUUUCUGAAUGGUGUCUCUCUCUCUCUCUUUUGCUCUGUGUCUAUACAUUGCAGGAGUAUAUCAGAAAUACUGCGGUAACAUAACCCAUUUACAGCAUUUUGUAAACACAAAUCCAGAAUAUAAACUCAGUUUAACAUUAUUCAUAAAAGCAGGUUUCAUGAAUCCCAUUAUAACCUAGGGAAUUCCCAACUACUGCAACAUGGGAUUUUAUUGUUUUGGAAAGCUGUAUGUAAUCGAUUAGGAAAUUUGCAGACUUUCUAAUAAGGUAAUAGCAUACAAAUAAAACUGAGAGAGAAAAGUUUAUUUUUCAUAGGCAUAGUAGCCACUUGAUCUACAAAAGUUUUGCAAUUAAAAAUAACUGUUGGAAGGUGCAUUUGCUUAUAAUCUGAUACAGAUUUCAGCUGCAGUGAAACAAUCUAAUUGUUAGUGGGUUCAUUUUUAGAGUUCUGGAAAUUGUAUAAUCUUUCUAUGUUAGUAUCAAAUUAUUAAAAAGCAUUAGAAUUGGAGUUGAGUGAAUGAAAAAGAUUUUUCAUUUUGCUCUUGGAAAAAUUCACUUUUGUAAUUCUGGGCCAUAGUCCUUUACCCACUUACCAAAGACAGAAUGCACAAUUACCCAAACCAUACUGACUUUAAUAUUACCCAUUCGUUGUUAGAUGGGACAUUUUUCAGGCCUAUGGGGAAAAUGGGCUAAUUGUCAUUAGGCAGCUCUGAAAUUGGAAGUCCAAAACUGUAGAGCAAGAUAACUUUGAAACUGAAAUUACAUAGACUAGUUUUAAUCCUUUUUAAUUACAAGCAAAAGCCUGUUGCCUUUUUGUGCAGCAACCACCACCAUUUCUGGAAACAGAUAGCUUGUAAAUAGUUCCUGAAUUCCUCCUCUCCCUCGUGACAUUGCGAAGUGCAGGAGGCUUUGUUUCAUCUCCCUGUGACCUGUAGCUUCUGCUUUUGUACAGAUUUAUUCUCCCCUGCCAUUUGUCUUUAUUUUCCUUUUAUUUAUUUUUCCCUUCAGAAACAUCUGUAUGUCAGAAUCUAUGUGUAGUAACUUCCCAAAGUUUCUGUGGCUGAGAAAUUCCUCAGGGUGAAGGCUGAGCAAACACAUAAUACUUCAAAUAAUUUGCUCAGAGUUUAAGUUCUCAACAGACACUUCCAGACUUCAUGUAUGUAACCCUGUCAAGCAAAAUACAUUCUUUUUCUCCCCAUCUUAAUAUUGGUGGGAAGAUAAUAGUACAUAGAGGUACUUUCAUAGUAAAGAUUGGUAAGGUGGUUUUACUCUCUACAUAAUACAUUAGUUUGUAAGCAGAAACUCAAGAAAACAGGUGUGGAUUCAUAGCAGUUCUUGGCAGAUACCUUCAGAAUAGUUUAAGUGCCUGUAUCCUGAACAUGCUAGUGUUUCUCUAUCAUGAUUGGGAUUAGCCAUAAUUCUAACGUGGCAUAUUGAGUAAUGGGUAUAUGUUGGCAGUCUACUCUUAGGGAAGCAAAUAUCUUGUUUAUUUAAGAUGACAUCUAGUGGGAUCCAGUAAGCAAGGAAGAAGUUGAACUCUGGCUACAUUCAACUUUAACUUUACUCAAGAUUAUCCAGUUAUUCAUCUAUUAUUCCAAAGAUAUUUGUCACGAAAGACAAAUAUGACUCAAUGUGACUACAGCUGAGGAAUAUAAAAUAGAAUCAUUGUUUCACAUUAACCAUGUGUGAUAUUGUUUUAAAAAAGUUUUUUUAAUACUUAGUUUGGUUCUAGAAUACUUAAAAUGAAAAGGAUGAAAUUAUAAACCAAAGAGUCCAUUUUUAUAUACAUAAAUGUUAUCAAAGAAAUAUUCUUCCUAAGUAGCUUGUUUUUAGAUCUAAUAAAUGGAUAUUAAAUAAUUUUGUACAAACAUCAAUAUAUUGUAAGUUGUUUUUAUCUUCAUAUCCAACAUUUCUCCACUUAAACACGUGCUUUUACUUAGUGUUAUAUCAUUUAUAUUUGUGCACAUUUUUAAAUAUUUAUGAAUUUGAAAUUUCUUAAACACUUCAUUUUAUUUUGGUUUAGCAGUUAUAUUUCAUUCAAAAAUUUAUCCAUAUUUGAUACCCAGUGA
Lutra lutra (Eurasian river otter) is the source of this 7491-nucleotide messenger RNA. RefSeq names its product family with sequence similarity 83 member B (gene SACK1B). The coding region runs from base 194 to 3241 and encodes 1015 amino acids. Lineage: Eukaryota; Metazoa; Chordata; Mammalia; Carnivora; Mustelidae. Gene Ontology annotation, biological process: epidermal growth factor receptor signaling pathway. Gene Ontology annotation, cellular component: cytoplasm; membrane. The transcript is spliced from 5 exons. The record is from RefSeq and is a predicted model, not a curated record.